This is a messenger RNA of Scophthalmus maximus (turbot), 3355 nucleotides long. RefSeq names its product glutathione hydrolase 5 proenzyme-like. The transcript is spliced from 12 exons. Lineage: Eukaryota; Metazoa; Chordata; Actinopteri; Pleuronectiformes; Scophthalmidae. The record is from RefSeq and is a predicted model, not a curated record. Gene Ontology annotation, molecular function: glutathione gamma-glutamate hydrolase; leukotriene-C(4) hydrolase activity. Gene Ontology annotation, cellular component: plasma membrane. Gene Ontology annotation, biological process: glutathione catabolic process; leukotriene D4 biosynthetic process; inflammatory response. Bases 154 to 1836 code for a protein of 560 amino acids.
CUUUUGGGUGGCCAGUUGAUGGAUGGGAGGAGGGGUAAACCCCCCGUUGAAGGAAGAUUAGGUAUAGGCUAAUCUCCACUGAGCACAUGCGCACUAAUCGGCCCCGCAGCCACCGUUCCUUCUGCACAAGGUUUCCACAGGGGAGGAAGUUAAAUGGCUAAGUGUAAGCCGUGGCUGCUCUGCUGCUUCAUCUUGGCGUGUUUAAUUGGCGCCGUCGCUCUCGUGUGCCUGUGGAUCGCCUCCGUGGCGGACGGAGGAUGUGCCAGCGGCGGCUUCGGGCGCGCGGCGGUGUCCGCAGACUCCCAACUCUGCUCGGACAUCGGCAGGAACAUGCUCCAGCAGGGAGGGUCGGCAGUAGAUGGCGCCAUUGCAGCUCUUCUGUGCACGUCUUUUGUCAAUCCUCAGAGCAUGGGGAUCGGAGGAGGGUCCAUAUUCACUAUCAGAAACAAAACAGGCAAUGUUAAAGUCUACAACUCUAGAGAGACAGUCCCACAGUCAUUCAAGUCAAACCUGUUAAGUGACUGUCCCACCGUAUUCAAGUUAUCGACGGGCAGCCAGUGGAUUGGUGUUCCCGGAGAGCUGCGGGGCUAUGAGGCUGUCCACAAGCAUUAUGGGAAGCUGCCCUGGGCCAAGCUGUUUGAGCCAACGAUCAGACUGGCCAGGGAAGGCAUCCCUCUCACGGACUAUCUGGGAAAGCUCCUACAAUUCCCCUUGGUGAAAACGCUCGUGGAAAGCUCAUCUCUCUGUUCUCAUCAAGUUUUCUGCAACAAGAACAAAACUGUUCUGCGCACAGGAGACAUCCUGAAGUUUCCCAAACUUGCUGAAACCAUGGAAACCAUUGCAGAGCAAGGGGCAGAUGCCUUCUACACUGGCAAGAUAGGACACGACUUAAUCCAAGACAUACAAGCUGCAGGUGGUACGUUAAAGAUGGAGGAUCUCAGGUCAUUCAAGGUGCGGGUGGAGGAUGCAUGGACGGUUCCCCUCGGAAAUCAUCAAAUGCACCUCCCGCCACCGCCUGCUGGGGGCGCUCUGCUGGCCUUCAUUCUCAGACUGAUGAAAGAGUUUUCCUUGACUCCAAACUCCCUGGAGGGUGACAAGAAGAUUCAGAUGUACCAUCAUUACAUAGAGACACUUAAAUUUGCAAAUGGACAAAAGAGGAGCAUUAAGGAUUAUGACUUGACUAAUCAAAAGAGUGCUGGACAUUUGAUUGAGCCCUCCUUCAUUAAUCGCAUCAAAGAGAUGAUCUCUUCAAACCACACCCAUGACAACUCCUACUACAAUUUGAAGCCCUCUUCUGAUCACGUUGGGACAACACACGUGUCUGUCCUGGAUGAAGACGGACUGGCCGUCUCUGCCACCAGCACAAUAAACCAAUUAUUCGGAGGAACCAAUUACUCCCCACAAACGGGCAUCAUCCUCAACAACGAGCUGGCUGACUUCUGUGGGAGAGCAGACACAGUGAGGGCAGGUGAACAGCCUCCCUCCUCAAUGACCCCAGUGAUACUGGAGUCAUCGUCUGGGGGAAUCCUUGUGAUCGGUGGAUCCGGAGGAAGCUUGAUCCCCACAGCAGUGGCCAUGUCUUUGAUAAAUCGCCUGUGGCUGGGGAUGAAUCUGGAAGACGCCAUCGCUGCUCCUAUUGUGUUUGUGGAUUCAAAGAACAAUGUGAACUUUGAGCCUGGUUUUGACAAGUCUGUCAAAAAGGGCCUCAUUGGUCUCGGACACAUAUUUGGAGAUUGGAAAUUUUUCCUCAAUGUGGUCAACGCCAUAGAAAAAGAGAGAGGCUGCAUUGUGGCUGUCUCAGACAAAAGGAAGAUGGGAAUGUCAUCUGGAUAUUGACCACACAAACCAUGAGGUUUCCUCCACCUUCCUACUAAAAUCCACCCCUAAGACUGACAGAAGCCUUAGCCUUAAGAACAAUGAGUGACACAUUCAUCCCUGACGAAGAAAUGUGAGGAAGUUGGAGCUCCGGUUCUCAACUGAAGAGCAACAAGAAACUACUCCUCUCAAAGGCUAUUUCCAGUUUGUAAUAACUCCAUAAUUUCUAUUAGAUACAUGGACAACCAUGUACUCCCCAGAGUAAUUGCAGAGAUCCCGGACAUUGGCUCAGAAGAAGUUAGACAAAACUUUUAGGACAAAAUUAUCAGAUUAUAUUCACCAGAUUAUCUAAACCACUCUAUUUUGAGUAUAUUGAUUAGUCAAGUUUUUAUACAAUUUGUAAGGAAUUGUUUUAACUAAAUUUCCAGAAAAACUAAAAUCUAAAGGAAAUGAGAAAAGGCUCUUAGUCAUCCACUGGGUGGCGCUAAUUUUCUAGCCGGGUGCCUUGAUGCAACUAAAGGGACGUCGGUCAAAUCUUAAAAACGAAAAUGUAGGAAAUGUGGUGAAAUUUGUAAUUUGUUUGUUUCCUGUGCUACUUUGAGGACUGUUACAAUCUUUGGGGUAAUGAAUGUGAAAUGUUUUUAUAUAUACGUAUAUAACCUUUAGAACAGUAGUUUGACCAAAUAGAGCUCAUUCAGGUGACAUGGCAGUAAGUGGACCUUGACUUAGAUUAUGUUGUCAGAAUUUGGGUAGUCUUUUCCCAAAACCAAGCUUUACUGUCUGACCGGUCAAGUUUCAUUCCGCACCAGACUUCUUUUCAGAGCUGUUGGCAUUUUCCUGAUGUAAAGAAUUACGGCCAAAACUACAGUAAAAUAAUAAACUGGAACUACCCUUUGAGCUGUUUGGACUCCUCAUGCAGCCGGCUAUAUCUGCAUUUUCAGUCGAGCCAGUCAUCACACACUGAAGACAUACCGCUUAAAAGAGCCAUACAAACACAUGAUUAACACACCACUAUGUAUAUAGUGGUUAUAGGUCAUUAUGUAAUCUACAGUAGUUGGGACAAAGCCAAACCCUUCAACUGUAUAUAUUUGCAGAUAAUUAAGUCUGUGAAUAUUAAAUGAAUGUUUAUUUUUCUAAAUAAAGUGUGUACUCGUAAGAACUGUUCACUGUAGAUGAGCCAUGUCACCCUUUCAUAGUGACAUCCUGACUGACAUAUGCAAACAGAAAACUUUUACUGGGACCUUUUCACCGAAUGUGAAAACAGCUUUAUUCUGGUCCCACUGCGUAUUCUGAUCUUCCGUUAAAAGAUAAAGGAUAUAGUGUACAGUCAUUUUCUAAAUAAGACUCAGCAGAUUCAUGAUGAACAAUAUAAUCUCAAAAAAAUGAGUGUAUUUUUAACACUGUCAACAUGUCAUUUUGUAUUUUGUCAUAAUGUUUGUUAUAAUGUGUCAAAAUGUUUGGUAAGAUCAUUUCAAUUUUUUUUUACGAUUCUCAACUGUGAAAUAUAUGUUGUCACAAUAAAACUAAGUUCAAAACAAAA